Caenorhabditis briggsae is the source of this 678-nucleotide messenger RNA. Bases 1 to 678 code for a protein of 225 amino acids. NCBI's taxonomy places the organism in Eukaryota, Metazoa, Nematoda, Chromadorea, Rhabditida, Rhabditidae. The transcript is spliced from 4 exons. The record is from RefSeq and is a predicted model, not a curated record.
AUGGAAACCGUAAUUCGAAUUCUUCCGAAUAGAUUCCACUUGGUAUAUGACGAGCGAGACAUCGAGUUCUUCAUUCAUCAAGUAUCGGAUAAUCAAAUCAUUUGGGACAGAAGGAACACAUUGAAUUUCGAUGGAAAUUUAGUCCAUGCCACAUUUGAUAAGAUCGAAAUUUGCUGUCAAUUUUUGUCCCGCAAAAAUGGAGAAAACGCUGCCAGACUAUGGACAGAACUCGCCAGUGAGUAUAAACGAGAAAAAUCGAGAAUCGAGCAGCUACCAAGUGGAAUCUAUUCGGAAGAAUUCGAAUUACGGUUUCCAUUUAUGCAGCAAAUGUGGUUUUUGGAGAUCGGAGACGUCGCCGAGAUGAAAGAGGCCGAUUCGAAUAGCCUAGAAGAGACGAUUGUCAAUUUGGCGCGACAAAAAUCGAUGAUUGCACCGGCGGGAGAUGUGCCAGAACCCUCCUUGACCCUCUUAUCCACCCCAAUCGACCAGUUGAACGCCACCAUCACUCGUCUGAUUACUGUAAUGGAACAAAAACAGGAAGAUACGGCGGGAAUUCAAAUUCCCGCAAAAUACACUGAUAUCGUUGAACAUUUGUGCACAUUUUUGGAUAAAAUCCCUCGAGAAAAGCAAAUGGAGACAAAAUGCAAAAUUUAUAAUUUUUUGGACUCUUUAAAAUGA